Messenger RNA from Trypanosoma conorhini, 1113 nucleotides. RefSeq lists its product as uncharacterized. The record is from RefSeq and is a predicted model, not a curated record. The coding region runs from base 1 to 1113 and encodes 370 amino acids. The transcript has a single exon. Lineage: Eukaryota; Euglenozoa; Kinetoplastea; Trypanosomatida; Trypanosomatidae.
AUGAGCGAAGUGGGCAACGAUCGCGAGGUGACUCUUCUGUCGCCUGCGGAGAUGGUAGAGAAGAUCCUAGACGUCGUCGGUCAAAUGAGGAGCCAGCAAAAUGCCUGGAAUGAGGAAGUGCAUCGUUUUUUCCUCACCGAGGCGAUCCAAAAAGCGCAGAGCGAUCGCCUGACAAAAGAAGUGCAGGACGCGGAGGCCACCGCGCUGGGCGAUGGAUCCUUUGUUGAUUGGGUCGCCCGCCGCACCGAGAACGAUCUCGGGGAGGAAAUGAUUAAAAGUUGGUACCACAUCGACGGCUUAGUGGAAAAAACGCCAUUCAUGGCCAUUGUGCCGUGCCCACGGUGGCUGUCGACGGAGGGGCGAAUGGAGUUGGUGGGUGCCGUUGACGCGCUGGGGCUUGAACGCUUCGUCAUUCAGACCAUCCCGUUGCACCUUCCACUUUCAAUGAUCGCGCCUACGUUUGUGCCCUCCGCCUUCCACCUUCCGCCCGCAAAAGCGGCCUCGAAAUCGAGUCUUGGCAGCCUGCCGUAUGUUGGUGUGCCAUGCGUGUACGGGGGGGAUGUCUUGAAACUGCUUUCAGAGAGCCCACUGCUUGCGGCGGCAAUCGAUCGCACGCCGUGUCUUUUCCUUAACGAUCAUAUUCCCCGUGCCGCGCUGUGUAUUCACUCCGUCACAGUAGGCGGUGUAUGCGUGGCGGCAGAGGUGGCCUGCGAUGGACGCUUUGCCGCCAAAUUGGGCCUUGAUUGCACCGAAUCCGAGCGAGAAGGGAGAGGGCAGGAUAUUGAUGUCUUGCCACUGGCACUGAAAACCUUUCUGGAAGAGCAAGUUGCCUCAAGCCUUGAGAACCGUUCGUUUCGUGCGUUACUUUUGGCUGAAGCCGUUGUUGGAAGGGAGAGGGAGCUUUGGUCAGAUCAGCAUCCCUUGUUGAGCACCGAUUUACGUUUUUCACUGCUGAAUAUGGACACGCUCGAUGGGUGUGAGUUUGAGUGCUUCAGCCAGCAGGAUAUACUUGACAUUGUUCGGCGCAUGCGAGAGUGUCAUGCGGGGAGUGAGGCUUUUAACCCUGUUUUACGCUUUCUUGAGCCCCCCGCCGCAAAGCAGCCGGGUGUGUAG